Molecule: messenger RNA, 621 nt
Organism: Cydia amplana
Lineage: Eukaryota; Metazoa; Arthropoda; Insecta; Lepidoptera; Tortricidae
Exons: 4
Coding region: 1-555 (184 amino acids)
Molecular function (GO): peptidase inhibitor activity
Source: RefSeq, a predicted model, not a curated record
AUGGAUCUACUAGUUCUGGUCUUCUCAUUAGACUUUGUAAGGAGUGACGAAGACUAUGACGCUGCAAUCGAUGAUGACGCCAAUGACAGAGUCAGCGAUGACGCCGAUGAAGGAGUCAGUGAUGACGCAGGGGUCGCAGAUGAUGCCGCUGCAAAUGAUGAUGUGGUGGCAGAUGACGAUGCGGUAAAUGAUGAUGCGAUGACAAAUGACCCAGUAAAUGCAGAUUUAAUUGAAGCUGAAGGCGUAAAUUAUGUUGAAGGUUCGGUAUCGAGCGAAUCUGGGGCGCAAACAUGUGUAGAAGGAUCACAUAUCAAGGUCGACUGCAACAUUUGCUAUUGCUACAAAUCAAAUAUACAAGGCUGUACGAGAGUUUCGUGCAGUAAAACGGAAAAUAUGAAGACAUUGUCAAGCAAUCCGGCCAAAAGACUAGCAUUCAAGAAGUUACGCGAGGAUGCAACUAGUUGCGUUCCUGGAGAGACGAUAAAACGUGGAAAUUGUAAGUGCAGUUGCACCAUACCCAGCGUCUUGACGUGCCUUGAAGACUGCCUUCGAUAGGACCUGAGGAUUAUACAGCGUGUAUUUUUGAUACGACCGCAAAAUUUUAGGGUAGUUCGUAUAGGC